Messenger RNA from Funneliformis caledonium, 939 nucleotides. Lineage: Eukaryota; Fungi; Glomeromycota; Glomeromycetes; Glomerales; Glomeraceae. The record is from the annotation of a GenBank genome assembly.
AUGUGCAGCCUUCUAGACGAUCCUAGUGAGUGGAAGUUGAGCGGUGGUACAACUAACGGUAACGACGUAGUAUGUUCGACUGGAAGAAAUUGGCACCAUCAAUUUCUAAAAAUUGAUUUUAAGAAAGUUGAAAUGAAACCAAAUAAUGAGAAAAUAUAUUCUGAUAGUCAAAAUAAAAACCAAAAACAAAGUCUAUUUUUAAAAUUUAUUUCUUUAGAAUUAUCCAUCUCUUUAAAUUAUUCUCGGUUCGAAGUUCUCAUUCCUUUAAAUCAGGUUCUUAAGUUUUAUUUAACUCAAAACCAAAACGUUCAUUUAGAAUUAAAAAAGAAUUUUACAAGAUAUUAUUAUCGCACCGAUAGAGGAACUCAUGUUUCAAUGCAAGCGGACCCUACAAACGGUAAAUUUCAAGAUGCACAUUCUUUUAUCUUUAUUCCAGCUGAUUGGGUUGAUAUCAACACCUUAAAGUUUUUCGUGGAGGGUGUUAACGAACUCCUCACACAUAAGGUACAUUCCAAUUCAAAUAAUCAUCGUUUCUCAGAUAUAAACUCUCUUGUCUACAUUGGAGAUGAAAAGGAUCAAAUCAAAUCGUUUCAAAACCUUUGUAACGAAAAUGAGUUGCAAAUGAGAUGUAACUUCUUGAGCGGAUCAAGAAUUCUUCGUGUUUUAAAAGAAACACCAUUCCAAGAAGUUCUUAAAAUGAUUCGAGAAUAUUUUAAUGUCGUUAUCGAUCCUAACGUAAUAACGUAUAAAAAUCAAACAAAAGACAUGAUUAAUAUAUUGGAUGAAGAAGAUUGGAAUGCUGCUAAAUGGGAGUUGAAAAUGGCAAAUCUUCAAACGAUUGAUUUAUACUUUUUUCCAAAAAUUUCUCAAACACAAAGGGCAAGUCCAACGCGGGAAACAUCACAAUUGGAAUCAAAGGUUCAUAAUUACGAAGCUUGA